Messenger RNA from Stylonychia lemnae, 318 nucleotides. The record is from the annotation of a GenBank genome assembly. Lineage: Eukaryota; Ciliophora; Spirotrichea; Sporadotrichida; Oxytrichidae.
AUGGUUGAGCCAUUCCAUUCAGUGAGUUUGACAACUCAUCCUUGCUACACAUUCCAGCAACGUAUGGUUAACUGCCUUAAGACUGAGGAGAUGCCAACAAGAAUGUGCGUUCUUGAAACAGAAGAUUGGUACGAAUGUAAAGGCAGAAAGAAGCAUAGAGCUUUUCAUAAUUUCAUCUCAACUGAGCUCAAUAGACAUAAAAUAUACUCUCUACCAUCCUAUGAUCCUAACACUGACACUUUCAAGGACGGCCGUCUACCCAAAGACGUUGACACUUACUUCGGCAAAGGCAAGGACUAGCAAACCUACUAUUCUUGA